CAGCAGCAGCACCAGCAGCAGUGGAGGAGCCGUGCCGCACCCUUUCUACCCGUGCUGGGAUUACUGCGCGCAGGUAACAACCGCCCUAAAGUACCGGAAAAGCGCAGAAAGUACAAAUACAGGUGACGGACACUUUUACCCAAAGUUUGGCUGUUUUGGAAGGGAGAGAAAUGCCUGGAAUGGAGCUGUGGUAGAAGCAGAAGAGACUCCGAAAAUUGUUUUUAAAUUAGUCGAUUUUUUUAAAACUCGGAGAUAAAAGUCCUCGUGGAGGUGGCUACAGGUACGGCACUACUUUGUUCCUUUACUCGACGAGGAUCUGGAUUUACUUGACGAACGAGUUCAUAUUCACACGGAAAGAUUGAAGACCACUGACUCCAGCCACCCUGUUCAGACCUCAGACUUUAAACUGGAUCCCUCCAGUCCUCACCUGUCCAGCUGAUGGCAUGCCGAUCUCCAGCCUAUCAGAGAGGGCGAGUCUGAAUGCCGCCCUGAACCUUCCUCCCUGCUUCCUCUCUGUGACACAGCUCUCUUUCGCAUCCUCCCUUCCUCUUCUCUGAUCAGCAGCCAGCCGACACCUCACCAUGGAUACACUGACCGAGGACACGGCGGGAUGCUACUUCAACAGGAGCGUCAAGUUUUUCUACGAGAAGAGUGGGAAGAACAUCAGUAACUUCUGGAGAACACGUGACUAUGUCAUCGUCACUUUGGGAAUGUCGGUGUGCUUCGUUGUCAUCUUCUCCAACCUUUUGGUGAUAGGAGCCAUUCUAAAAAACAGACGCUUUCACUUCCCCAUCUACUACCUGCUGGGUAACCUGGCUCUGGCAGACCUCUUCUCAGGUGUCUCCUACCUGCACUUGAUGUUUCAUACUGGUCCCUGGACCAUUAAGCUGUCCAAGCACCAGUGGUUUGUGCGCCAGGGGCUGAUCGACACCAGCCUGACAGCGUCGGUGUUAAACUUACUAGCUGUAGCCGUGGAGCGACAUCAAACCAUCUUCAACAUGCAGCUGCACAGUAAGAUGAGCACGCGGCGCGUCUUCAUCCUAAUGCUCUUCAUCUGGCUGGUAGCGAUCAUCAUGGGCCUCGUCCCCACCAUGGGCUGGCACUGCCUGUGCGACCUGGAGAACUGCUCCACGAUGGCGCCAUUGUACAGCCGCAGCUACCUGGUGUUCUGGGCUGUCCUCAACCUCAUCACCUUCUCCAUUAUGGUGGCCGUCUACACCCGGAUCUUCAUCUACGUGAGGCACAAGAGCAAGCAGAUGUCGCAGCACACCACCCAGAUGAGGCACAGAGAGACGGUGUUCAACCUGAUGAAGACGGUCUCCAUGAUCCUGGGCUGCUUUGUGCUCUGCUGGACGCCUGGCCUGGUGGUGCUGCUUCUCGACGGUCUCGGCUGCGACAAGUGCAAGGUGCUGCGCUAUGAGAAGUACUGCCUGGUGCUGGCUGAGUGCAACUCCUUUGUCAACCCCAUCAUCUACUCGUUCAGGGACAAUGACAUGAGGAUGACCUUCAAGGAGAUCUUGUGCUGCCGGGGCAGUCGGGGCAGAAGCAGAAAUGGCAGCUCCGGAGUUCACUUUAACACCAUGGAUAACGAGAAGUAUAAGUCUCGUGCCGCCGAGUUGACGGAGAGGAGCAACGGGACGCUUCUCAUCCGCCAGGGCUUGGAGGAGACGCCCAUCCCCUCAGAAAAGUGGAAUUAACACAAACAACCAUAAACUUUCAGCACAAGGGAGACGGACUGCAGACGGACACUUGACACUGAAAUCCUCCCAGCUGGGUAUGAACACAUAAACACAGCGUGAGCCCUUAGUGGGGAGUAAGGCAGGGUCAGAGACUGUUUAUCCUAUAGGUGACGUGUAGAUUUACCUCUCUUGAAGCACACAAUGGUCAUCCUGUUUGUUUCUUCGUCACGGGAUGAGAGGAACCUCUUGUAAUCGACUUAACGUGACCUCAGUAUAAAACUUAAUUGUGGUAGCAGAAGAGGCUCAUUUGCACUCAUUAAUUGACUUUCAGGUGAAGAGAGAAGACAAACCGUCCAUUAUUGGUCCAUUUAAAACAAACAUGAGGAGACGAUAGAGUGCUCAUAUCCUGUGGAGACGUAAAUGAAGCACCAUUUUUCCUGCUCGCCAAGGAGGAAGGACACAAAACAAACUGGCAGUACAUGGAAGAACUGACAGUAAUAAGUUAUUAAAGGUUCUGUAACACAAUGGUUGAGCUUAUGCCCGGCAGUAAUGAAGGUAAUAAUGUUUACCAGAGGUGUUUGAUCCACUGUGUGAUUGUUUGAAGCUGCAGGUCUGAUGGUGAAAUAUUCUGCAGUUCUGUCAUUCACUCAUACAUGCAGGGUGAACAAAAUAGUAGAAAUACAUGAAUGCAAUCCAGUUAAAACUUAGGAGAGGCUCAAGAGUACAUGAUAAAUUAAGUCUGUAUGUCUAAGUAUAGGUAAGUGUGAGUGCAGAGCCACAUUAUUCAUGAUAUAAACAAGCUGACAUCAUAGGCCACUAAAAAUUCAUCCAGUCUAGAUAUUCACAAGCAAUCCAAGUUCAACUUAAAGGGGACAUAUGCAAAAAUCACUUUUUCAGGCUUUUCUAACAAAAAAUGUGCGCCUGGCCUGUCCACAAUCCCCUCAAGUACCAGAAAUUCCCUCCCCCGCUCUCUUUCUCCACCUUUCAGAAAAUGUGUGCUAAAACAAGGUGUUCUCAGAUUUUCCCCUCAUGAUGUCAUGUUGGGAGUUAGCCCCACCCCCAGGUUCGAUUGGCCUUCCUCAUUUGGAGAAGGUUCCUCCCUCUCCUGAUCAGGAGAGCUACAUCCAUUUCCUGAGAGGGGUGUGGUCAGGGGCAGAGUCAGACAGCUUAGUAACAUUUAAAGACACAGACGCAGAAACGGCUCGUUAUG
Molecule: messenger RNA, 2889 nt
Organism: Cheilinus undulatus (humphead wrasse)
Lineage: Eukaryota; Metazoa; Chordata; Actinopteri; Labriformes; Labridae
Gene: lpar2b
Product: lysophosphatidic acid receptor 2b
Exons: 5
Coding region: 582-1697 (371 amino acids)
Biological process (GO): G protein-coupled receptor signaling pathway
Cellular component (GO): membrane
Molecular function (GO): lysophosphatidic acid receptor activity
Source: RefSeq, a predicted model, not a curated record